AUGGACCCGCCCGCCAGCUACGGCACCGUUGGCGCCAAACCGCCCGUGCUGGAAGCGGCGCCGUCGAACCUAACCAUCGUUUUCGAGUGGGUAGCGCUGCUCCCGCUCGUGCUCUACCUCGCCAGCAAUAGAAUUCCCCACGACGCCAUAUCCGACUUCCUCCAGCAGCCUCCGGACUUCCUUGACCGUGCGUCCUCGGCGAGCGAGCGUCGCCGGGUGGUGUGGGACGUCAAUUGGGGAAGCAAGUUCCCGUGCGCAAACGGCGCCGCUACCGACAUAGUUGCUGCCCAUUCGCUCCGUCGAGUAGGGAUAACAAGAGUCUUCGGCGUAUCUCCACCCGACAAGGCGGGCUCUUCAACGCUCCCUGAUACCAUCCUGAGGCCCGACAACAGGCGCUACCAAACACUCCAUCUUUUGGACUGUUCUAGCGUGGCCUCCGGUAGUACGUCACGUUCUACUCUUUUCAGCCUACCCGGGCUUGUCCAAACUCUCAACACGCUUGUUCUCUUGAUCCUGGUUGCUGCCCUUGUUGUCGCCGUCCUCUUUGGUCUUUACGGAACUACCGCCGCCAUCUUCGUUUGCAUUGUUUUCCGUAUCUGUCGACACCUUAUCUCCAUCAAUCGGCCUGGCGGGUAUCUCCGCAAUAAAGAGGGACGCACUCCAGGAUACAUGCUCGUAGCUCUCCAUGAAAACGCGUCAACGUGGUACCUCUAUCGGGGGUCCCGGAGCGUCAUCGACAGCUUGCUGAACAAGGCAAUGAUUGAAUCGAUUGACUCGUCGCUAGGCACUGCAAUUUGGCUGGGCUAUCUAUUACGUGUCCUUGAAAUUCUUCAACUCGUUGCGAUGACCUAUGUCGCGGGUCAGAAGGGAUGGGACGGCGUCGCCUUACUGUGUCUGAUUGUGGCCGCCGGCGUCUUUGACCUAGUAGUUUAUAGCGACAAUAUGGUCGCUACUUCGUGGUUCCGCCACGAGGGCGUUGCUAUUAAAGCGCAAAGUUUCGAAUUUAGCGGGCGCACACCGAUGAUCGGUGCUAUUCAGGUUCUGAGUGGGAGCGCCGUGACAUCUUGGAUGGACGAUAUCCUCGUACCGUCUGCCCGUCGGGAUGUUUGGCUCUCGGAGUUAGGAGUUCCGACUAAGAAGCAGGACGGGGCGUUACCGGAUCGAGAUCGAGAAUGGAUAGAUCUCAACAGAGAGCUGACAGUAAGGGCCGUAGAUAUGAUUCGGGGGCUGGAAAGUGAAGAGACUACUGUCUAG
This is a messenger RNA of Parascedosporium putredinis, 1254 nucleotides long. The record is from the annotation of a GenBank genome assembly. Lineage: Eukaryota; Fungi; Ascomycota; Sordariomycetes; Microascales; Microascaceae.